Messenger RNA from Passer montanus (Eurasian tree sparrow), 1414 nucleotides. RefSeq names its product glypican 6 (gene GPC6). The record is from RefSeq and is a predicted model, not a curated record. NCBI's taxonomy places the organism in Eukaryota, Metazoa, Chordata, Aves, Passeriformes, Passeridae. Bases 1 to 528 code for a protein of 175 amino acids. The transcript is spliced from 4 exons. Gene Ontology annotation, biological process: regulation of signal transduction; cell migration; regulation of protein localization to membrane. Gene Ontology annotation, cellular component: synapse; plasma membrane; cell surface.
AUGACCAAGCUGGUAACAGACAUUAAAGAAAAGCUAAAGCUCUCUAAAAAGUUCUGGUCAACAUUGCCCUACACAAUCUGCAAGGACGAGCGAGUGACAGCGGGUCCGUCCGUCGAGGAGGACUGCUGGAAUGGCCACACCAAGGCGAGAUAUUUGCCUGAGAUUAUGAAUGAUGGCUUGACCAACCAGAUCAACAAUCCAGAAGUAGAUGUGGACAUCACAAGGCCAGACACCUUUAUUCGACAGCAAAUCAUGGCCUUACGUGUCAUGACUAACAAACUGAAGAACGCGUACAAUGGGAAUGAUGUCAACUUCCAGGAUACGAGUGACGAAACCAGCGGCUCAGGCAGCGGGAGCGGCUGCACAGACGACAUCUGUCCCACCGAGUUUGACUUUGUCACCACUGAAGCACCGCCUGUCGACUCGGACAGGAGAGAGGUGGAGGCUUCAGCCACACAGCCUGGCUGGUCACUGCAGACAUUGCUCGUCAUCUUCCUCAGCCUUGUACUGCAGAGACAGUGGAGAUAAUCCUGGAUCUAGUCAGAGAAACUGUGUUUUAGCUACAGAAACAGCCUACUUUCUUCUUUUCUUAUACUCUUGGACAAUGGACCAUGCCACAAACACUUGCAGUUUUCUACAAGAUGGCAGUUAUUGCAACCUGCUUCCCAUUUUAGUUUUCCCAAAGAGUACCAGGUGCCAGACUGAACUGCUUCCUGUUUUUUUCAGAUAUCUCUGAAGACAAUAUCCACUCUUGAGAGAAUUCUUUCUCAAUCCUUUAUUACAGGAGACUUUGUGAGCUUCAUUUCCUUUUAUGCUGCAAAAGGGAAAAAAGAUCUUACAGUGUGUUUUUCCCCAGUGAGAAAAAAGACGGGGGAAGAAACCAAGAAAGUUUUCUUUCUGAAUCAAGCCUGACUCAAGGCUGCUGCAUUUCAACAGAAUAUCAACAAAACAAAACAAAAAAAAGACAAGAAAGGAACAAAAAAAAUGCAACUGUUCUUCACUGACAGCCAGGUUUCCUUUAGGAACUUCUGUAGGAUGAUUCAGGUCAUCAGAAUGAUCACUGUUAUAGGGAGGAAGGCUGAAUUUUUUUUCCCCAACACUAAAAAAGUAUGUCUCAGCAGUGAAUGUCUUGCACUCCAUCUGCCAACCACAUCAGAUUGGUAUGAAGGUAGAGAAGCUGAAAAAUAAGUUUAUCUUUUAGUAUGGUAGUAGCUCCACUAGCUUCAGAAUGUCAUGUUACAGUUGCUUAGGAUUUGAAUCUUAAUGCCCAGUAAAAAUAUGAGUAGUAGCACGAUUUCACCUAGUUUCUUUUAGGAUUUAUCCAUGUUAUAGAAUAGUCAGUUUUCCACUUAGCUCACCCCUGUGAGCUCACCAGCCAUGAUGGUAAUGUUAAACAACUCUCUUGACCCCUCAC